CUGGUUCUCUCUCCCGCGGUGUUGUAUUUGAUCGAAGACAAAGACACAGAAAGAAGGAACCUUAUAAGACAUGGCUGUUGGGAAGGAAGACAUUCUGAAAGCCCGUACGGACAAGAGGGAAUACAGAAGGAUCGUUCUCCCUAACUCCCUUGAAGUCCUUCUCAUCAGCGAUCCUGAUACUGACAAGUGUGCUGCUUCCAUGGAUGUCAGUGUUGGUUCCUUCAGCGACCCUGAUGGCCUGGAGGGCCUUGCCCAUUUCCUUGAGCAUAUGCUGUUUUAUGCUAGUGAGAAGUACCCUUUGGAGGAUAGUUACUCGAAGUACAUCACCGAGCAUGGAGGAAGAACAAAUGCUUUCACAGCUUCUGAACACACCAACUAUUAUUUUGACAUUAAUCCUGAUGGUUUUGAUGAGGCUCUGGACAGGUUUGCUCAGUUCUUUAUUAAACCCUUGAUGUCAGCUGAUGCUACAACGAGGGAAAUCAAAGCUGUUGAUUCAGAAAAUCAGAAAAAUCUGUUGUCUGAUGGCUGGAGAAUGAACCAGCUUCAGAAGCAUCUAAGUGCAGUGGAUCAUCCUUACCAUAAAUUUAGUACAGGCAAUUGGGAUACUUUGGAGGUUCGACCAAAAGCAAAAGGACUUGAUACCAGACAUGAGCUUAUUAAAUUCUAUGAAGAAUACUAUUCAGCCAACCUCAUGCAUUUGGUUAUCUAUGGAAAAGAAAAGCUUGAUAAAAUUGAAGGCCUUGUAGAGGAGAAGUUUAAGGAAAUUCGAAAUAUUGACCGAAAUUCCCUUCAUUUUUCUGGUGAACCUUGCACAUCAGAACAUCUAGAGAUUCUUGUCAGAACGGUUCCGAUAAAAGAGGGUCAUAAAUUGAGAUUUGCGUGGCCUAUAACUCCAGAAAUCCACCAUUACAAGGAAGGGCCAUGUAGGUAUCUUGGUCAUCUUAUUGGCCAUGAAGGAGAAGGAUCUUUAUAUUACAUCUUGAAAACAUUGGGAUGGGCAACAGGUUUGGCUGCUGGUGAAUCAGAUUCUACUUUGGACUUUUCUUUCUUUAAAGUAGAUAUUGAUCUCACAGAGGUGGGUCACGAGCACAUGCAAGAUAUAGUAGGCUUGCUUUUCAAAUACAUUUCCCUGUUACAGCAGUCAGGUGUCUGCAAAUGGAUAUUUGAUGAGCUAUCUGCUGUUUGCGAGACAAAGUUUCAUUAUCAGGACAAAAUCCAGCCUAUUAAUUACGUGGUCAAUAUUUCAUCAAAUAUGCAGAAAUAUUCUCCAAAAGACUGGCUGGUAAGAUCAUCAUUGCCUUCUAAUUUCAGUCCAGACAUUAUCCAAAUGGUGCUGAACAAGCUUUCUCCGAACAAUGUCCGAAUCUUCUGGGAGUCCAAGAAAUUUGAAGGUCAUACAAACAUGGUCGAGCCAUGGUAUGGAACUGCUUACUGCAUGGAGAGAAUUACGAGCUCCAUUAUUCAGGAAUGGAUAGCAUCAUCCCCAAAUGAGAAUUUACACCUACCAGCACGUAAUGUGUUCAUCCCCACGGACUUGUCGCUUAAGAAUGAGAAUGAGAAGGUCAAAUGUCCAGUUCUGUUAACAAAGUCACCAUGUACAUCACUAUGGUACAAGCCUGAUACUAUGUUUUUCACUCCUAAAGCAUACGUCAAGAUCGAUUUCAAUUGUCCCCUUGCAAGUGGCUCCCCUGAAGCAGAAGCCCUGACGACUAUUUUUACUCACUUGUUAAUGGAUUACUUGAAUGACUAUGCUUAUUAUGCUCAGGUUGCUGAACUAUACUAUGGAAUAAACCACACAGAAGGUGGUUUUCAGGUUACUCUGGUCGGUUACAAUCACAAAUUGAGGAUUUUACUGGAAACAGUAGUGGAGAAGAUUGCAAGCUUUAAAGUGAAAGCUGACAGGUUCUCUGUGAUCAAGGAAAUGGUGACAAAGGAGUACCAAAAUUUUAAAUUUCAACAGCCUUAUGAGCAGGCUAUGUACUAUUGCUCAUUAAUCCUACAGGACCAGAAUUGGCCAUGGAUGGAACAACUAGAAGUUCUUCCUCAACUUGAAGUUGAAGAUCUUGCUAAGUUUGUUCCAAUGAUGCUUUCAAGGGCCUUCUUGGAGUGUUAUGCAGCAGGAAACCUUGAAAGUAGUGAAGCUGAGUCAAUGAUCCUGCACGUAGAAGAUGUGUUUUUUAAGGGUUCAAACCCUAUUUGCCAACCUUUAUUCCCAUCCCAACACUUCACAAAUAGAGUUGUGAAGCUUGAAAAGGGCAAACACUUUAUCUAUCCCAUGGAAGGCCUUAAUCCAAGUGAUGAGAAUUCUUCCCUCAUCCACUAUAUCCAGGUUCAUCGAGAUGAUUUUAUGCUGAAUGUAAAACUUCAGCUGUUUGUUCUUAUUGCAAAGCAACCAGCCUUCCACCAGCUUAGAUCAGUUGAGCAACUUGGUUACAUAACUGCCCUUUUACAGAGGAAUGAUUGUGGUAUCCGCGGACUACAGUUUAUUAUACAAUCCACAGUCAAGGGUCCAGGACAUAUUGAUUUGAGAGUGGAGGAAUUCCUCAAGACGUUUGAGAGUAAGUUUUAUGAGAUGACAAAUGACGAAUUCAAGAGCAAUGUAAAUACUUUGAUCGAUAUGAAGCUUGAGAAGCAUAAGAACUUGAGGGAAGAAGCUGGAUUUUAUUGGAGAGAGAUUUCUGAUGGGACCCUCAAGUUUGAUCGGAAGGAAGCAGAGAUUGCAGCACUGAGGCAGCUUACACAACAAGAGUUGAUUGACUUUUUCAAUGACCAUAUUAAAGUUGGGGCACCUCAUAAGAGGUCAUUGAGUGUACGAGUAUAUGGGAAUCCCCAUUCCUCUGAGUAUGCAUCAGAUAAAAGUAACUCUGUGCAACCUUGCACUGUCAAUAUUGAUGAUAUAUUCACUUUCAGAAGAUCACAACCUCUUUAUGGUUCAUUUAAGGGAAACUUGGGUCAUGUGAAGUUGUAGAUGAUUCAGAAUAUGGUUUCUGGAUUACACAAGAUAAGUUAUUUGUAUACCGAAGAUUGUACACAGCAGCAGAAAGACAGCUCAAGAAGUUCAUUGACAAUGAAGAAAAAGUUUAGAAGAUUUGAAAGUGACAAAUAUUGUCCUUGUAUUUUUCAGUAAUUUUUUCUUACAGAAAUUAGAAACUUGUCCCAUUAGCAAUGCUUUAUUCUUUGUAUUCUAUGUUGAGCUACUUUGUUCUGUAAUAAAGUUAGGGAUCCUCAAAUAAGAAACACAGAACCAAGAAUUUUAUGUUGUCAUACAAAUUGCGUUGGAAUCUUUACAUUUUCUUGCAA
This is a messenger RNA of Fragaria vesca subsp. vesca, 3300 nucleotides long. Its product is annotated as zinc-metallopeptidase, peroxisomal-like. Bases 71 to 2968 code for a protein of 965 amino acids. Gene Ontology annotation, biological process: peptide catabolic process. The record is from RefSeq and is a predicted model, not a curated record. The transcript has 26 exons. Lineage: Eukaryota; Viridiplantae; Streptophyta; Magnoliopsida; Rosales; Rosaceae. Gene Ontology annotation, molecular function: metal ion binding; metalloendopeptidase activity. Gene Ontology annotation, cellular component: cytosol; mitochondrion.